AUGAACCUUCAUGGCAUAGCUGCGGCUGUGCAAUCCAUCCGACGGCCAGGCUUGCUCAUACCGCAUCUACAUUUUGCUUCCAUGAGGCAUCUUGAUUGGCAUCGUAUAUAUGCCUCUGGUGUUCGAUAUAUCGUGUUCGACAAGGACAAUUGUCUCACGGCUCCGCAUCAUGAUCAACUGGCGGAGCCGCUCCAAACGACGUGGAAAGAAUGUCGUCGUGUAUUUGGAUCAGAAAAUCUAUUGCUUGUCAGCAAUUCAGCAGGAUCUAACUCUGAUCCGCAGGCUCUAGCUGCGGAAACGGUAUCGUCAAACCUGGGCAUCCCUGUGCUGUGUCACGCUGCGAAAAAGCCGAGUUCUCAAUGUGCGCGCCAAGUCGUGGAACAUUUCUUGUCGCUCGCAUUCCGUCGUGCGGAAUCAUCAUCUACAUCCCCUCUGCAUAUUCUGGUGAUUGGCGAUCGCAUCACUACAGAUAUGGUGUUCGCUCAGCGGAUAGCUCGGUGUCUGACAAAGAUUGAGUCCGAUGGACGACACACACAGUGCACUAGUAUUCUCACAAAGCAGCUAUGGGGGCGAGAGGGGCUCGGUACGCGAUGUCUGCGUCUGAUUGAAUCAAGUGUUCUCCGGCAGCUUGUGCGCGCGGGAAUUCCGCCAGGUGGAUCAUGGCUUCAACGUGGCUACCACAUACCACCCGAGCUGAAGACAUGGGUUGUGCCUGCGGUGGAAGCCCCCUCUUUGGCUUCCGCGCCGACAAUCACAAUGCCCGAGCCGCGUAUGUGGACUCGCCUAAAGAGCGCAUGGCAGGCCAUGGUCUCUGAGUUCUUUGGCAGUGUCAAGCACAUCCAGCAGCUCGCUUGGUCUGCCUUGACGGCGACACCGACCAAACAAUGGCGCUCUUCAUGGCGCGUGCCCUCCUCAUCCAAGCAUUUGGUCUCGCGCUCGAGGGCACGACACAUGUCUACGUGCCGCAUCGUACGGGCCGUGCAUGAAAAGCCGGUGCCGCGUCGACCGAUGCCAUCUGUGCCGGAAAAACAGUCUCCUCCGCGGAGUCUAUUCGGUAUUUCGUGGCUGCGAUGGGCUUUGGCUGUAGCAGCCCUUAUUCUGCUGCCACUUGGAUUUAUGGGCGGCAUGAAAUUGAAUGAGCUAGUGGAUACGUGGCGGUCCGGCGAUCUAUCUCAUGAAGGAGAACGCUCGCUGCCUCCGGAGCCCCAGGUGCAAGAGGAGGUCGACCGAGCUGUGGAAUCAGAGUCACAGCUUCAGCAGCGCAAGAAGAUUACGAGUCUGGAAUUAGAGCAUUACCACUUGCGUCGUGAACGGGAGCGUAUCACAGAAAAGCUCUCGCAUUUGGACGAGCGCCAGAAAGCACAUAGCGAACAACUAUGA
Molecule: messenger RNA, 1380 nt
Organism: Malassezia restricta
Lineage: Eukaryota; Fungi; Basidiomycota; Malasseziomycetes; Malasseziales; Malasseziaceae
Product: phosphatidylglycerophosphatase GEP4
Exons: 1
Coding region: 1-1380 (459 amino acids)
Molecular function (GO): phosphatidylglycerophosphatase activity
Source: RefSeq, a predicted model, not a curated record